Messenger RNA from Entamoeba histolytica HM-1:IMSS, 1287 nucleotides. Its product is annotated as RhoGAP domain containing protein. Gene Ontology annotation, biological process: signal transduction. NCBI's taxonomy places the organism in Eukaryota, Evosea, Mastigamoebida, Endamoebidae. Gene Ontology annotation, molecular function: GTPase activator activity. The coding region runs from base 1 to 1287 and encodes 428 amino acids. The transcript has 3 exons. The record is from RefSeq and is a predicted model, not a curated record.
AUGAAUGACUGGUUACUUCCUGCACAUAAAUUAUGUCUUGAAAGAUAUGGAUCAAACAAAUUUCAAGCAAUGGAACAAUUAUCAAUAAACUCUAACCAAAUAACGCAAACAUUUAAAACAUUAAUUCCUUUAAUUCAAAAUUUUCAUACAAAAAUAGAAAAUUUAAGAAUUAAUGUCCCCAAAGCUUCUUCAUCAACUUCUAUUUAUCAUGAACUUUUAGUAAUUUCACAUACAAAUGAAGUGUUAAUAGAAAUAUUUAAAAUAUAUGAAAAUACUUUAAACAAGUUAUCUGUUUCAUUAAAAAAUAAUAAUUCAUGGGGUGAAAAUAUUUCAUCUAUUCCUGAUAUUGCAAUGCAACAAAAUAAUAUGAUAUCCAAUAUUUCGUUAUUUCAAUCACUUUCUUCAUACAUUAAUGACUUAAAUCUUAUUUCACAUCAAAUGGUCAAAUUCAAUAAUAUUAUGGAGGAAGAAGAUUCUAAUGAAUUAGAAACUGCUGUUGUAUCAGUUAUUAACGAAAGAAAGAAACUACUUAAUACUAAUUAUUCACAGUCAACAGAUGAAAUUAUAAAAAAUGAAAACGAAGAAGUUCCUCUUCCUAUUCUUAAAGCUAUGUAUGGAAUUUAUUUCACACCAAGAUCUCUUGAAGGAGUAUUUAGACAAUGCGCUGACUCAAAAGCAUUAGAAAGUUACACUAAACUAAUUGGUGUUAUUGAUGUACAAGCAACAGAUGUAGUAAAUCUUUCAGGAGUAAUAAGAAAAUUUUUAAGAAGCUUAAAUACUCCUAUUUGGCCUCAACGAUUACUUCAACCAAUGUUAAGUAUUACUAUGAGCAAUAGUACUAAUGAAGAAGUUUGGGUUGACAAAAUACGUGAACUAACAUGUCAAUUACCAAAAACAAAUGCAAGUAUUCUGAAACAUUUAUUAGCUCUUUGUGGAAGAAUAACAAAUUGUCCUGAAUCAAAAAUGGAUAAUUAUAAUAUUGCAGUAUGCCUUGGUUUAUCAACAUUUGUAAGUAAAAAUGAUAUUCAAACCAUUGGACCACAAACAGGAUAUAUUAUCAAAACAUUUGAACUUAUGAUUAAGAAUAAAGAAGUUAUAUUUACCGAUAUAGAUGAUUGCUUUAAAAGAAGAGUUAAUGAUGUAAUUACUCCUCCAAUUUAUCAUGAUAUCUUCUUUAAUAAAAGACAAUCAAUGUAUUUCACAAGACAUAGACCAAAUCAAAAUGAAACAAAAACAAGAAUAUUUAAUAUUGGUAAAUAUGUUGCAAAAUCAACACCACUCAAUUAA